CGAGUUCCAACAUUUGAUGGCAGCACCAAACUCAAACAUUCGGACAAGAUGGUUCUCAAUCUCGCUGCAUUGCUUAUAGCAACCGUAUUUGGCGGCAUCCAUUGUGUGGCUUGGCUUUUUGCCUUCCCCACAUACGAGGAACAGGUGCUAUGGCGCAUGAGUGCUGUCGCUAUAACUUUCACACCUUGGCUUUGUUUUCUUGUGAGUCUCACAGGAAAGUUGGUAAAGAGGGUCACAGUGCUUGUAUUUGGCCUGAUUGUUGUCACAUCUGUCAUAUUGUACAUCACAGCUCGUGCUGUACUCUUGGUACUUAUGUUCACCACUUUACGCAAUCUUCCUCCUGACGCAUACAAGGCGGUAUCCUGGACCAGUCUAGUGCCGCACUUAUAA
Suillus subalutaceus is the source of this 390-nucleotide messenger RNA. RefSeq lists its product as uncharacterized. The transcript has a single exon. The annotation marks the transcript as partial. NCBI's taxonomy places the organism in Eukaryota, Fungi, Basidiomycota, Agaricomycetes, Boletales, Suillaceae. The record is from RefSeq and is a predicted model, not a curated record.